AUGCUUGUGAUUUUCUUUUUCUAUUUGGCUGAUGGUGCAGUCAGUGGCCUAGGUUUCUGUAUGAGUAUAGCAAUCCUGGCUAGUUUGGAAUAUAUUCAAGAUGGCAUUGACUGGACAAAAGUUGAUUUUGAAGACAACCAAGAUUGUCUAAAUCUUUUUGAGAAGAAACCGUUGGGCUUACUGUCACUGUUAGAUGAAGAGUCCACCUUCCCAAAUGGUACAGACUUGACAUUUGCCAAUAAGCUAAAGCAACAUCUGAAUUCUAAUUCUUGUUUUAGAGGAGAACGAGGCAAAGCUUUCACAGUAUGCCAUUAUGCUGGGGAGUUGGAUGGAGACAACUCAAAGGUUUCUGGCCUUGCAAAAACUGAUUUAUUAACCUUAUUGGGCCAUGUUAUGUAUGACACAACUGGGUUUCGGGACAAGAAUCGAGAUUUAUUGCACUUGGAUUCCAUACAACUUCUGUCUUCUUGUACAUGCCACCUACUUCAGACAUUUGCGUCCAGUAUGCUUACUCAAUCUGAGAAGCCUGUAAUUGGUCCAUUAUAUAAAUCAGGUGGAGCAGAUUCCCAAAAGUUGAGUGUUGUGACAAAAUUUAAGGGCCAACUGUUCCAAUUAAUGCAACGUUUAGAGAACACAACACCGCAUUUCAUACGUUGUAUCAAGCCUAACAAUCUGCAAUCCCCUGGAAUGUAUGAGCAAGGACUUGUAUUGCAGCAGCUAAGAUGUUGUGGAGUCUUAGAAGUAGUUCGAAUAUCAAGAUCUGGAUUCCCAACUAGGAUGUCUCAUCAGAAGUUUGCUAGAAGGUAUGGUUUUCUUUUGUUAGACCACGUUGCAUCAAAAGAUCCCCUCAGUGUUUCAGUUGCAAUUCUUCAUCAGUUCAGUAUUCUACCUGAGAUGUUUCAAGUUGGCUACACGAAAUUGUUUUUCCGAACUGGACAGACCUUCGGUGUUUGUACUGGUUUGUGGCUUCAAUCUGACGGCGAUUUAAGCAUCUCGAGCAGUUUCUUUUGCAUUGUGGACUGUGAGUUUUGUAAUGGCAAACUUGAAUGGUGGUUGUGGUGGCGAUCAAUCCUAUAG
This is a messenger RNA of Ilex paraguariensis (yerba mate), 1077 nucleotides long. The record is from the annotation of a GenBank genome assembly. NCBI's taxonomy places the organism in Eukaryota, Viridiplantae, Streptophyta, Magnoliopsida, Aquifoliales, Aquifoliaceae.